Molecule: messenger RNA, 2937 nt
Organism: Trypanosoma theileri
Lineage: Eukaryota; Euglenozoa; Kinetoplastea; Trypanosomatida; Trypanosomatidae
Exons: 1
Coding region: 1-2937 (978 amino acids)
Biological process (GO): cell motility
Cellular component (GO): motile cilium
Source: RefSeq, a predicted model, not a curated record
AUGGCUGGAAGUCUUACUACGUACGAGAUGUCGCGGGCGGAAAGGUUUGAGACACUUCUACCGAAUGAAACUUUCCCACCAGCGUACACCUCCACAACUCCAGCGGAGGAAGAACUGUCAAACGCGGUUGAACUGUUUCGUACCCAAUAUCAUGAAUACUUCCCAAACCGUGCUCCACUACUACUCAGACCAUUAAAUGAAUGUCGAUCUCGCAAAAUAAUAUGUACAUUUAUUAAACCAACAGUUUUUCCUUUUGAAGAACUUUUUGACUUGGAGUCAUGUGCCCGUUUUUUUGCAGGUUAUAUGCGUUAUGAGACACUUGACGAUCCGGAAAAGUUGCCAGAUAUUGUUGUGUCCCCUGCUACUGCUUUACAGUGGCAAAUUGCGAACUGUUUUGAGUUAAGUCUCUUGCUUACCUCUGCACUUGCUGGUGCAGGGUACAACGCGUAUGUUGUUGUUGGAUAUGCCCGUAAGUUUGUUUGCGAGAAUGACUACUCAAAACGUACAUGGAACGAUGAUGAAGGCCUCUUCGACGAGGCAGAAUCUGAUGAUGGAGAAGAGAAUGAACCACAGAUGAACGGUGAGUACGCAUCACUUGUAAGAGAGCGACCAGUGCUUCGCGGUGUUAAUGAUCCCGAUCCUGUCUACCUGCAGCAACAGGAGCAACAGGAGAAGAAGUCACAAUCUGAUGGUGAUGGUAAUGAUGAUAGUGAGGGUAUACAAUCACACAUGGAACGCCAUUCCCAGCAACAACAACAACAUCAUCAUCAACAAGAGAAGAAGAAAAAGGGUCAUUCAACGAUAGGCAGUCUGGAUAAUAAUAGCGGUGGACAACAGUCAGAUGAUCGAUCAGACAGCAAUGAAAAACUAAUACACUCUUGGGUACUUGUGCUUCCAGGUGGACGCAAAAGCCAGAAGGAGGCUGUCUUUGUUGAACCAUCUACUGGUGAAUUAAUUGCACCUGACGUAGCGGAUGCCUUUUAUACCGGUGUUGAAGCAGUUUUUAAUGGACGAAACUAUUUUGUAAACCUUUCACUUAACACCCCAGUAAAUGCGCUCUCACUUGAUUUGAAUGAUGGAACCCAGUGGGAAGGUGUUAUUCUCGAUAUGGAUGAGGAAGAUGAACACGAUGUGGCACUCUUUGCCGCUACAAAUAAUAUAGAUCGCUUUAAUUACUCCACUUCGUUUAGCACGCGCUGGCGACAUCAUCCUGCUGAUACCCUUCCUCCACAUAGUCCUGGAGGUGCAUUGGGCGGUGGUAGUAGUGGUGCAGGGGCAACUUCUGUUGGUUUUGCACCUGCCGCUACUGUAAAUGUCUUUGCUUACACCUUGCGGGAUAAGUUACCACGACCCAAGUGUUCAUCAUGGGUGAAAGAUUUAAUGCUGAGUCGAGCUCAGUAUGAAAGCCGAUAUCCUGGUGGCCCAAAGGUUAUUCACUACGCCAACGCUACGGUUCACUGGUAUGCAGACUAUGUAAUGCCGGAUCUUCGAGUUGUGGAAUUACAUCUGCCGGAUACCAUGUAUCAUGAUCGGGAACAAGUACAUAUUUUAUUUAAACACCGUGAAGAUAAACUACGUCGUCGAUCUAUUUAUCCAACGGAGGGUGGUUUGGUGGAUACUGCUAUUGAGGCUGAAUCUAGUUUCGGUUUUGGCGCAGCUGUUGCAGGAAGUUCUUUCCGCCUUUUGAAGGAGUGGUUUGAGCGUGGUAGAAUGCGGGAUGCCGCAGUGGAGGGGUUACGUCUCUUUACGCAUGAACUUGGAGUGCAACGUACCAUGACAUUCUACUGGGAUGCCCGUGAUGAUGGUCUUUGGCGCCGACAGGAGUUAUUUUACGAAGGUUGUAUUCUACGCAAGGUGAAGGAAUUCUACCGGAAGCGUGAUGAUCACUUAUGGUAUCGCAGUGCGACGUUUGAGCGGAGUAAUGCGACUGUGCGUGUGGGUCGGAAACGUGGCAGUGUAGUUGGUGAUCGUCCGGCGGAUGAGGCUCUCCGCCUUGAUCCCAUUCGGAUGAGUGAGAAGUAUCACCGUAAUGAGGAGCAGUACCCGCAUCCGGAUGAGGAUGUGGCGAAGUACGCCUUUGUCCGUCGUCCUGGUGGUGGAGGUGAGAUGUGGGUGUACUUCCACUAUCCCCCGAACAGCAUUAUCUGCCCCUACCGCAUGUACACCAAAGGAGCCCGCGGGGAGGAGUAUCUCGCGGCUGCCUUUGGCACCGACCCCGCCGUUUCCCCCUCGCCGUCUCUGAUGGUGUGCCUGCCGAAUGCGGAGCCGCCGUCGGAGUUGGAGCAGCACAACGAGAGGAAGCGGCUGGCGUGGUGGGAGACGGUCUGCCUGGGGCGCGUGCGGGCGUCGAUGGGGGAGUGCGGGGCGGUGCUGGAGACGGUGCGGGCGGGGCGGGAGCCGCGGGCCGGCGGGGUGCUCUCCGCCUUCGACACCCUCCGCAACCGGCCGCAGGAGUCGGAGGCGGAGCGGGCACGGCGACUCGCCGAGGCCGCAGAGAGAGAGGCCUCACGCAAGGAUUAUCUCGCCCCGUAUAUCGCAAAACUCGAACUCCCACGCGACUUUGAUGGGGAUUACAGGCAUGUCGUACUCACCGCGGAGCAGGCACGGCAGGUGCGGGAUGAGGCCCUGCGAGAGUUAAAGGAACGGCUCAUUCAACGAGGACACAUCAUGCAGGCACAAAUGGACGCCGAGAAGGAGGACUUUAAUAGGCGGCAGAUGGAAUACCAGAGUAACGUGGACGCUGCAAAAUUAGAUGCCGGUAGAGAAGAAGAAGAGUUCGCACAAUACUGUAAAGAGGCGACGUGGCGUAUGAAGACACUGGAUGAACGUCUCGCAAAGCAUAUUGAUCAGUCAAGUGAAAAAUACGCGAAACUCGCACAGCGACUCGCAGAUGAUCCUCGACUGGCCGUCCUGAGCAAACCACCAGCACAGUCUUAG